UGUGUUGCGCUCUUCUGAUUGAUCAAUAGUUACGUUUGGUCGACACUCCGGAAAUGUCUAUUAUUUAUGUCUACCUAACCCCUCACACUUCACGCAAGUAAUCCACAACCCUGCACUAGAUCCAAAUUAGUGUCGUCUGAGCUUGCACGACGGGGGUCCGAAGAUGUCGCCGAUGGGUGGAGGCUGGUUUAUGUGACUGCUGAAGGCAAAUUUCCCCGGGAACAUACGUGGGCGGGGUCAGGAGCAGGCCAAAACCUCUCAUCUCAGAGGGGGUCCAGAGGGAAAAGUUCCAGAAACUCAAUUUAUGGAUGAUUUGAAAGGUUUGUUUAAUGAAUUUUAAAGUUUCACACUCUGUAUAUUUAUUUUAUACCGACGGGAGUGGUGGGGGUUACAGCUCUUUUCGAUUCCCCUCUCACUGGCGCCACAAAUCCGAGUACCUUACAUAGUGUAUCGGUAUAUACAAAAGAAAUAUUUACUUUGCAUUAGACUAUCGUUCAAUAGAAUUUUAUUUUUGUUUACACAGGAUAUGAUAGACAGGGGUGGUAUAAAGAUUUUUCCAGCCAACAUAGAAAAUGUUCUCUCACGACAUCCAUCUAUUGAGCUGGUUCAGGUAAUUGGGGUACCGGAUGAGCGCCUAUCUGAAGAAAUUUGUAUUUGCUUAAGGACAAAGAAGAACGUCAUCAUUGACAAAGACCAGAUUGUCUCUUACCUAACUGGAAAGGUGAGACUCGAAGGAAGUGUACCUGGCUAUGUGUUGAUUUUUGACAGUUUUCCGAAAUCGAUUACUGGAAAGAUUGACCGUAUGAGUCUCACAAAACAGGCCAUAGACCGAAUUCAAAGUAAGGUACAAUUAACGUAGUAACAAUAUUG
Anneissia japonica is the source of this 870-nucleotide messenger RNA. RefSeq names its product medium-chain acyl-CoA ligase ACSF2, mitochondrial-like. Gene Ontology annotation, molecular function: medium-chain fatty acid-CoA ligase activity. The record is from RefSeq and is a predicted model, not a curated record. NCBI's taxonomy places the organism in Eukaryota, Metazoa, Echinodermata, Crinoidea, Comatulida, Comatulidae. Gene Ontology annotation, biological process: fatty acid metabolic process. Bases 527 to 859 code for a protein of 110 amino acids. The transcript has 5 exons.